Molecule: messenger RNA, 1161 nt
Organism: Camellia sinensis
Lineage: Eukaryota; Viridiplantae; Streptophyta; Magnoliopsida; Ericales; Theaceae
Source: RefSeq, a predicted model, not a curated record
GUUGAAUUGGAAGUUAUUGGGAAGGAGUUUGGGUAUACAUUUGUAUUUAUGUUGAGUCCCAAAUGAUGGUUUUCUAUAUUGAUGCACACUGUCCGUUAGGGUUAUAGAAGAAAGCCUUUUUUUAAUCUUCAGUGUUGAACCUUGCAGGUGGAUGGUGUGAUUGGGUGAUAUCAUACGUGGCACAUAAUAGGACCUCUCGUCAAGCUCAUCCCCGGUGACGGAAUCGGACCUCUCGUCACCGGCACCAUCGAGCAGGUCAUGGAAGCAAUGCACGCCCCAAUCUUCUUCGAGCGCUAUGAUGUCCAUGGCGACAUGAAGAGCGUGCCUUCGGAGGUGAUCGAGUCGAUCCACAAGAACAAGAUCUGCUUGAAAGGGGGGUUCAAGACUCCAGUCGGUGGUGGUGUGAGUUUGCUCAAUGUUCAGCUCAGGAAAGAGCUCGAUCUUUAUGCUUCCCUUGUCAAUUGCUUCAAUUUGCCUGGUCUGCCUACUUGCGACGAGGAUGUUGAUAUUGUUGUGGUAAGGGAGAACACCGAGGGGGAGUACUCGGGCCUCAAGCACGAGGUUGUCCCCGGCGUCGUCGAAAGCCUCAAGGUUCAACAUGCCUUCUCAGACUCAGAGAGGGAUCGUGGAUAUCUUGUUCCUGAUGAUGUUUAUGAGGCGUUGGUAAAAAUUGGAUUCUCCCUCGACUCUCUUGCAUUUUACACAGUCUGUGAGAGUUUCGAUCAAAAGAAGAAUGGAAGAUUCCGGCUUGAUGACUUCAUAUCUCUUUGUAUCUUUGUGCAGUCUACAAGGAAUAUGUUUAAUUCAUUUGAUACAAGUAAGCAAGACAGUGUCAGUCUCGGUCUCAAUCAAUUUAUAUACUGCAGUGAGUAUACUGACUUCAUGUCAUUUUGUAGUCUACUGUCACAUUUAAAGGCUCCUGUGUUGUCAUUUGAGCUUUCCUAAACUGAGGAAUACCAAACACUAUCAAGUCUUUACACACACACAUAUUAUUCUUACCUGAGUAACCAACCACCUUUUAGUUACCAUCUGCAUUACACAAACUUCUUGAACCAAAGCUGAUGCAGGGUAGAGAACUUGAACCCCUACUAUGAAAUUUCUUUGUUUUUCAUUAUAUUCAUCGAGUACUAACAUGUUUCACCUUGUGGUGUCCUUUCUUCU